Branchiostoma floridae (Florida lancelet) is the source of this 2781-nucleotide messenger RNA. Its product is annotated as sodium-independent sulfate anion transporter-like. Gene Ontology annotation, cellular component: membrane. The record is from RefSeq and is a predicted model, not a curated record. Bases 569 to 2563 code for a protein of 664 amino acids. Gene Ontology annotation, molecular function: sulfate transmembrane transporter activity. The transcript is spliced from 18 exons. NCBI's taxonomy places the organism in Eukaryota, Metazoa, Chordata, Leptocardii, Amphioxiformes, Branchiostomatidae. Gene Ontology annotation, biological process: transmembrane transport.
UUCAAUUCAACCAUUCCCCUAAAUUCAACAUAAAAUUGCCUGUUUUUCAGAUGUGCCGCUAGUAGAAGUCUGCUAGUACUACUCACUACAAUAUUGAUAUAAAGAUUUGAUAUUUGGCGUCAUAUUUUAAAGGAAAAAAUAUCUUUGUAUCCAUAUCCAAGGUUAGUCGACCUUGGAUUGGUCUAUUCACAACAUCUGUUUGCUAUCUGACAUUGUGCAAACUGCAAGUCACACUGAGCUUGCAAAACGCGUGCCGUAUGCCUAGGUCUUCAGUCAAGAGGUAGGAACAACUGCCCAAUCGUUGACACCCACUGUUGACUGUGCCAACAAGGUGUCCAGGUUAAACACAGCAGUUUGUAUGUAAUGCUGGAUGUAUAGUGUCGUGUCCGGAAGUGUUCUGUAUCAUAUCACAACGCGUUGUUUUCGCGCAAAAAUCUGUUCACGAGGAUCCGAGGAGCAGCAGCAGAUGUUUUUUGCCGCUCACGUACGUGACAGGUGAGCCAAAGGGAUGAGAUAGGUGUUGUUGAAUUGUGCUCCCCGUUGAGAUAAUACUCAAGGACAGUAGGCGAUGUGCGACACGGUGGACAGCGGAACGCAGGUGGCCAUCCACGAACUGGGAAACAGGGAUGGCGAGGACCAAGGAUGGAGAGAGGACAUCAAACAAGGAUGCAGCAGAUUUUUGCGAAGCUGCUGUACCGUCAAAACGGCAAAGACACGAUUGCCCAUCUUGACUUGGUUGCCGACGUACCGACUGGCGUGGUUGUUCCGUGAUUUUGUGGCGGGUUUCACGGUGGGACUGACAGUGAUCCCCCAGGGGUUGGCUUACGCAGCCUUGGCUGAGCUGCCAUUACAGUAUGGCCUGUAUUCUGCCUUCAUGGGCUGCUUCGUCUACUGCGUUUUUGGAGGCUCGAGACACGUGACACUGGGGCCAACCGCCAUCACUACUCUCAUGGUGGCGGAAUACGUAAAUGGGGAGCCUGUGUAUGCAGUAGUCCUGUGCCUGUUAGCUGGCUGUGUGCAAUUCCUCAUGGGAGUUCUACACUUAGGGUUUUUGGUGAACUUCAUCUCCUUCCCAGUCUUAGCAGGCUUCUCUUCUGCAGCUGCCAUCACCAUAGCUACUUCACAAGUCAAGUUGGUUCUGGGACUGAAGAAUAUUCCACGAUCUUUCAUCAAAGCAGUGCCGACUAUUUUCCAAAAAAUAACACACACAAACCUGUCAGACAUGGGGAUGGGGAUUGUGUGCUUUGUGGUGCUGAUAGUGCUGAAGAAGCUGAAGGAGGUGGACUGGGACAAGAAGAAAGGAACCCUGCAGAAACCUCCUUUGUGGCAAAAAAUCCUGCGCAAAGUCCUGUGGCUCUUUGGGACAGUAAGGAAUGCAGUGGUUGUGGUGGCUGCAUCACUGGUGGCGUAUGGCCUGCUGACCAGAGGAAUCAGUACCUUCACUCUCACUAAGGAGAUCAAGCCAGGUCUGCCAGCCUUCCAACCCCCACAGUUCUGGCUGGUCAAGAAUGGGACUGUUGUAAAAAAUGGGCCCGAGAUUAUUCAGGACAUCGGGGUUGGUUUGGUCAUCGUUCCACUUAUUGGGUUUCUGGAGAGCAUAGCAAUUGGGAAGGCCUUUGCUCGCAAAGGAAAUUACAGAAUAGAUGCCACCCAGGAGCUGAUUGCAAUAGGUGUGACCAACAUGCUGGGUUCCUUUGUCUCGGCCUAUCCAGUUACAGGGAGCUUUGGAAGGACUGCUGUGAAUUACCAGAGUGGAGUUAAAACCCAGCUGGGUGGUCUAUUCACAGGUAUCUUGGUGAUUCUGGCCCUCGCCUUCUUGACACCAUCCUUUAAGUACAUUCCGAGCGCCGCCUUGGGAGCUGUCAUCAUCUCAGCUGUCAUACAGAUGGUGGAGUACUCUGUGAUUCCUGUCUUCUGGAGGGUCAAAAAACUGGAUUUGCUGGCUUUUUUCGUCACCUUCUUUGGUGUCUUGCUCCUUGGAAUACAGUAUGGCAUUGCCCUGGGAGUGGGUGUGUCUCUCAUCAUUCUACUCUACCCAUCAGCUCGACCAAGGGCUACGGUGUACCCAGCAAGUAUAGCUCCUGAUGACGUGUUGAUUGUACAACUAGAAAGUGGCCUUAACUUCCCAGCUGUGGACUACAUGAGGGACGUCGUGGCCAAGGACGCCUUCAAAGAGAAGCCGUAUAAGAAUGUUGUGAUGCGGUGCUGCUGUGUGAGUGACAUUGACUGUACGGUGGUGCAGGCUCUGGAUCAGCUCAUAGAGGAGUUUGAAGCACGAGGGUUGAAAUUACAUUUCUCCUGUAUGAGACCAGACAUUCGAGCGGCCCUGGUAAGAUCAAAGAUCAAGGGCUUCAGAUACUUCAAGACCUGUGAGGAUGCCAUUGCAGCAAUGAGAGCUGUGAGUGAACCUGACCAAGAGAAUGGAGAGGUCAUCAUGACUGACCACGCCCUGCUAUCCAACAUUGACACACCCGACGACGACACACCUGGCAACACACCUGAUAAUGUCCCAUGUACAAUCCACAUUCCUGCAGUAAAUGUGUCAAAAGUCACAGCAGUGUGAAGAAAAUGGCAUGUACAUAUGAACAGUAUAAAGAAGGAGCUGAGCCACUGCCAGGUGGUGACGUCUUAUCACCAUAUCAUGAAAGCCAUAGUAGCGAACUUAGGCCCAAUCUAGACACAGUUUUUACCGAUAUCUGUGGAGAUGUUGGAAGGGAUCUGGAACGCUGGGGGCGGGACACCCGUGGCGCUUGCAGUCAUAAACAGCUAUAUAGCCUAAUG